Molecule: messenger RNA, 2199 nt
Organism: Pipistrellus kuhlii (Kuhl's pipistrelle)
Lineage: Eukaryota; Metazoa; Chordata; Mammalia; Chiroptera; Vespertilionidae
Gene: HEBP2
Product: heme binding protein 2
Exons: 5
Coding region: 81-611 (176 amino acids)
Cellular component (GO): cytoplasm
Source: RefSeq, a predicted model, not a curated record
GCCGCGGGGCGGGCGGCGGGGCGGGGACUGGGGACUCGGGGCCGCAGCGCGCACCGGCUCCUUCCCGGACGGCGCCGCCCAUGGCCGAGGAGCAGGAGCCCGGGCCCGGGGCGGCCGAGGGCGCGGAGGCCCCGGCGGUGGAGACGCCGGGCUGGCAGGUCCCCGAGGACUCGGGCGCCCAGCCCGAAAGUUACGAGAUCCGACACUACGGACCAGCCAAGUGGGUUUGCACCUCCGUGGAAUCCAGGGACUGGGAUUCCGCCAUCCAGACCGGCUUCACCAGGCUGACCAGUUACAUCCAAGGCAAAAACGAGAAAGAGAUGAAAAUGAAGAUGACAGCUCCCGUGGUGAGCUACGUGGAGCCGGGCUCGGGGCCUUUCAGCGAGUCUACCAUUACCGUUUCCCUGUACGUCCCCUCCGAGCAGCAACCCGAUCCGCCCAGGCCCUCAGAGUCCGAUGUCUUCAUUGAAGACAGAGCCGCUAUGACUGUGUUUGUGCGACUCAUCCACACACGAGAAGCAAUGGCUCCAAUCAAUAUUCUUCAGAAACAGGAGGGCAGAAAUCAGGCCCAAGUUGAGGCUGCUUCCAACGGACAAUCCAACUAUCUAUGAGAUUUCAUAUCCAAAAGCCAACACUACUUUUCUAAAAUUAAGAAGAAAAAAGUCCUUGUUCCCAGUGUACUAGAUAAUUGCUCCAACAGGUAAAAAGUCCUUUGCUUUUGGCCAAAGGUCAGGUCUUGAUUUCUAUUGUGUAAAACGAAGUGUUUAAUUUUUUUUUUUCAGAGAAUGGAAGAAGCCUUAAUUCUUUAGAGGUUUUUUUGGUUUGUUUUUGUUUUGCUUUUGUCUCAAAGAUGUGUCUAAAGUGGGCAUCUGAUCCUUAUGAUGAUUUGGCCUGUGUGGUCCAACUUUGAGAUGAUAUUUUCACAUCAGGGAAGAUGACAUUGGGCAGCUGUCUUAUAUGUAAUCUAAGCAUCUCAGCAUUGCCACCUUAGGUCCCUCUAAUGAAGACAAGACACCGAUUUUAUUUCACCAACAAAUCAAGUACAUGGCAGUCGGAAGGGCAUUGGGGGGGGGGGGGAGGGAAGCACAAGAACAUGACAUAAAAAUAAAUACACACGUUUUCCCAUGUCUAAAAGUGUUAAAUUCUAACUAAAGAAGAUUGGGAGGUAAUUACCUAACUCAAUUAUUUAUAAAAAAGUAUAUAAAAACACACAAACCAUGUGAUGCAAAAAAAAAUCUUUUUAAUCUAAAAACUCAUUUCCCAGGGCCAAUUCAUUGCCAAGCCCUACCAAUUUUUAUCAGUUUAUUAGACUAACAAGAGCUAUUCAGCAUUUUUGUCAAAGUAAGAUAAUAUAUAAUAGAUUUCGAUAAACCUUUCUCAGUGAGGAUAUGGUACUGCAGGCAGUUCAAGGAAAAAUAGCCAUAACUUUUUCUUUGGUGUAACCAAAAGGAUAUCCAAAAGUUAGCAAAUGUUGACGUUUCAAGUGGUAAGAAAUUGCCAAACGUAAGUUUAAACUCUGGUAAAAAACAGUUGUACAAGGAAAAGCUCCACCCACAGUUCUGUAGUGCAAGUUUUCAAAUUUCAUUCUGAAAAAUAAGUUUAUUUCAUUAGCAGAAAACAAAUUGCAGCAGUGUAUCACUCGCUCCUCUGCCUUCUCUCACCCUCUCUGCAUGUGCACACCCUCAUUUCAGUUCUCGAAGGUCCUCGCUAGAAAGGAGGAAAUUCAUUUAAAAAUCACCCAUGUUUCUAAACAUCGGGCUGAGAGUGGUGUCUGUGGCUGCAGGGCAGCAGGCUCCGACCACAGCGUUUCCACUUCCACAUGUUUGUCAUUUUUACAAAAAAAGAAACAAAAGCCUUUUUUCCCCCAGAAAAAAGUACCUGAACCAAUUAGUCACUUAGCCCUUUCCCUACCUUUCGGGUUCACCAUGAAAGCACACCUGUGCAUAUACCCAUGCGUUCUGUGCACUCAGAACCAGCAAAUCUACCACCUCGUUCUCCAAGAGCGGUCCUCUCCCUUCCAGAACCCACUCAUUUCCACAACAGACUUUCAAAGCAUCACCACCUAGUCCAGAAACCUCCAUUACUUUGUGUCUUUCCCCCUCCUAUAUCUGUACAUGUUGUUUGUGUGUCUAUUUUUUUAAACAUAAAAAGUGUUCAAAAUGCACACAUACACACCUGUUCACACACACCCAACAUUUA